Acanthisitta chloris (rifleman) is the source of this 546-nucleotide messenger RNA. It is a transcript of the gene AAR2, whose product is annotated as AAR2 splicing factor homolog (S. cerevisiae). The record is from RefSeq and is a predicted model, not a curated record. The transcript has 3 exons. The annotation marks the transcript as partial. Gene Ontology annotation, biological process: spliceosomal tri-snRNP complex assembly. NCBI's taxonomy places the organism in Eukaryota, Metazoa, Chordata, Aves, Passeriformes, Acanthisittidae.
ACCCGCAUCCGCUUCACCGAGCUGCCCCGGCAGCCCUACCCCGACGGCGCCACCCCCGCCGAGAUCACCCGGCACAGCAUGGACCUCAGCUACGCGCUGGAGAAGGUGGUGGAGCAGCGCUAUGCGGGGCGGCCGCUCGACCUGCUGGCUGAGCUGCAGUUUGCUUUUAUCUGCUUCCUGAUUGGGAACGUGUAUGAUGCCUUUGAGCACUGGAAAAGGCUCUUGAACAUCCUGUGCCGAUCUGAAGAUGCCAUAGGGAAGUACCAAGACCUCUACAUCAAUCUCAUUUCUGUGCUGUAUCACCAGCUCAAUGAAAUCCCUGCAGACUUUUUUGUGGACAUUGUCUCCCAGGACAACUUUUUAACCAGCACCUUACAGGUGCUCUUCUCCUGCACCUGUAGUGAUGCUGUUGAUGAGACCCUAAGGAAAAAGGCUGAGAAGUUCAAGGCUCACCUAACAAAGAAGUUUAAAUGGGACUUUGAGGCAGAACCUGACGACUGUGCUCCUGUGGUGGUGGAGCUGCCUGAGGGUGUGCAGGUGGACUGA